Stylonychia lemnae is the source of this 345-nucleotide messenger RNA. The record is from the annotation of a GenBank genome assembly. Lineage: Eukaryota; Ciliophora; Spirotrichea; Sporadotrichida; Oxytrichidae.
AUGGCACAAUCCCAAUCGAUAGCUGAAUUGAAGAGGCAGUUGGUUUGCACAGACUCAGCACUUAGAGACUUCAACUGGAAACUCAAUAUGCCUUUGGAGUACUCUCAAGUCUAAAAGGAUAACAAGGUCGUGCUAGAUCACUCGCAGGUUAAGGAAAAUCAAGUUAUAACUAAGGAUAUCAGAGCUCCUCACAUUGAAUUCACAUUCGAGUUAAGCAGUGAUGCGGCUAAAGAGGGCGAUGCACCAGAGAGAAAAGUUAAUGUCAACUUCAAGAAGGCGUAGCUGCAAGCAUUUUUUGAGGAAUUGGAAAAGAUUCAACUCAAGUUAGAUGAGUUAACUAAUUGA